AUGGCUCAGAAGCAGAUAGCCUCGACGCCCUCCGCGUUGGUAGCAGCUAAGGACGGUGCAACAGGCGAGAAGCAAAACCUAGCGGACUAUGAGCGCAGACUCCACGAUCUGGAGGGCAGGCUGGCCCAAAACGCACUGGAGCGGCGAGUGCUGCGCGAAGACAAGGACGUGCUGACAGCUCAGCUCGGAGAGCUGCGCGCCAAGUACCGCGAACUGUUCGACAACGAGCUCUCACUGCGCACUGAGCUGCUGGCAUGCGAGCAAGAGAAGCUGGCGCUGAGCAAGGCGUUCGUCGCCUUUCAACUGGAGCGCGACACUCAGGUGCAGCAGCUCGACAGCGACAAGUUCGAGGUCGAGACGCGGCUGCUCAAGGCCGAGCAGCUCGUUGUGGAGAUCCAGCAGGACGACACCACCAAGGCCGCACAGAUCCAGGAUCUGUGCGCCAAGAUGAACGAGCUCGUGGCUGACAAGACCCGACUCGGAGGCGAGUUAACUCUGCUGCAAAAGGCGGUUCGAGCUGCCGAGAGCGCGCUUAACGCGGAGGCCAAGAAGAACCAGCAGCUCAGCCUCGAGCUCAUCGUGGCGGUGAACCAGAAGCAGAAGUGUCAAGGCGAGAUGGAAGCGCUCGCCGCUCAGUUGCGCUCACGCCAAGCUCAAGUCGACGCGCAGUUGAAAGAGUGCACGCAGCUUCGGUCGGACAACGAGGCGCUGCGUCAAAGUGCCGCCGAGUAUGACGAGAAGCUCGAGGCUAUGCGCAAGGACGUUGUGCGACGAGAGUUAGAGCUGGAGCGCGCGGAGCUGGCGGUUAAGAAGGAGCAGCUUGAGACGCAGCAGGCUGGACGAGAUGCUGAUAGCAAACAUGAACGCUCAGUUAAGCAGCUGAGUGACGAGCUGGUAACCCAACGCGCAGCAUUUGCAGCGGACAAACGCUCACUAGAGCUGCAACUGGAGCGAGUUCAACACGAUCUGGCUCGAGAAACUCGAGACAAACAGCAAGCGAUGGCGUCUUUAAAGGCCAAACAUGAGGAGAACGAAGAACUGCUGCUGGCUUUGGAGCGCGCGCGGCAUGACGCGCACGCGCAACUCGAGACGUUCCGAUUGAAGCUCGCGCUGCUUCAGCAGUCGAGCAACAAUGUCGAAGGAGCGGGCGAGUCUGCUUCUGGUGCUGGACUUCAAGCGUUGAGGGAGCUGCUGGUCUCAUACCAAAUGCGCGAAAGAGAACUGCGGGACGAACUCAGCAGCGCACGAAGCGCGAGCGUGCAGCAACAAGUAGCGUCGGAGAUGAAGCAGCGGACAGAGCAAGCGCUGGCGCUGGCAGAGCUUGAAGCGCGGAAUGUAGCUCUACCUCAAACCAGCUCGAAUAAUCCAUCAGACGCCAGUGAGCUGGAGUCGCUUCGGGCAGCCAAAGCUCAACUCGAAUCGCGGUUAUCAAGCAGCAAGGCUCAGUGGAUGGCGCUUCUGGAGCAGGUGGAGCGACGCUGUGCCGAGCUGUUCACCAAGAACGUCAUGCUCACCGAGGACAACGAGAAUCUCCGGCAACAUCUCACCAAGGCGCGCAUGAAAGCUCCUCGAUGA
This is a messenger RNA of Phytophthora sojae, 1575 nucleotides long. RefSeq lists its product as hypothetical. The transcript is spliced from 3 exons. The record is from RefSeq and is a predicted model, not a curated record. Lineage: Eukaryota; Oomycota; Peronosporomycetes; Peronosporales; Peronosporaceae. The coding region runs from base 1 to 1575 and encodes 524 amino acids.